Molecule: messenger RNA, 11502 nt
Organism: Bactrocera latifrons
Lineage: Eukaryota; Metazoa; Arthropoda; Insecta; Diptera; Tephritidae
Exons: 14
Coding region: 2756-6826 (1356 amino acids)
Biological process (GO): regulation of G protein-coupled receptor signaling pathway; intracellular signal transduction; proteolysis
Molecular function (GO): serine-type endopeptidase activity
Source: RefSeq, a predicted model, not a curated record
UUCGUGCGGCGGACGUCCUUGUCCUGCGUCGUGUGUGCCGUGAGUGGACGCCUUGAUGUUGUACAAGGAAAAACUAGCCAAGCAGCAAAUAAAAGUUGCAGUAUUUUCUAAAUAAUAAUUUCCAAAAAUCGAAUCGUAAAAAGAAGAAUUCUAAUAUACAAAAAGUGCUAAAAGUACGAUAAAAUGAAAACUAUGUGAAAGUUUUUAAAAUUUUUUUUGUAAAGGAGAAAGUACAAAGCAUAAAUAGCUCAGACAUUAAAGGUGAAUUGCUAAUAAAGUGAUAAAAAACGAUGAAGUGAUAAAAGGAGCAACACGCGGCCACAAAUAAAAAUCAAAAUAAAACGGAAAUAUAAGUUCAAAAAUAAGCGCUUGCGAGCGGUUCAUUCGGGUAUUUAGAGUUGAGCACGGCCCUUCGAGCAAUUUGAAAUCGCACAACUGUUAAGAGUUUGAGUUUGAGUUUGAUACAACAAUACACAUAAUCAACAACUAAAACAACAACCAUAAAGUUUAUAUAAAAGAGCAGCAAUAGUAGAGGUGUUGACUGUGUUAGUCCGAGGCACGGUACUGAAAGGCAACCGGGUAAGGCGCGGUAGAAGCAUUAAAAUUGUCGCACAAUCAAACACAAGCAAAUUAAUUAAAAACGCAAAACGGGGCAGCAGUUGAUGGUGUGAAAAUUAAAGGCCUCGGAAAUUCGUUUUGUUUCUUCGCACAAACUCGAACGAACUCGAACUUUGUAGACUAACAAUUGGCGUGGACGCCAACCGGAGACGCUGUGUAGUUGACUGCAUUGCGAAAAGUAAGGACACACGUGGAGCGUGUGGAGUAGGUUAGCGCUGGCCACUUGUGUGUGCUUGUGUAUGUGUCUUAAGACGAGAAUUCGGUGAUAAAUAUUUCGGGAGCCAUUGCGAUACGCAUACGAACCGUUGUCACGCAAGCGCUGCAGUCGGGUUUAGUCGGCAGCCGCGCUAUUUUUAAUUAAGCGAAGCAAAUAGAGCUGCAGUGAAGCAGUAAACAAGCAACAAUAACAACGUUACAGCCCUUUUAGCGCCGGCCACACGUCAUCCUCACCUGAAACAUAACUUUUGCCGCUCUUCAACAUAUUUGACUCUUGUGUGCGUGUGUGGGUUCGUGUUUAUUGGCACUUACACUUGUGCCUUGCUGUGUACAAUUCCUCACCAGUGUGCCAACGGUUGCGUUAAAUAUUCAGCACUUACUUGCUUGUUGAAAAAGUUCCAGCUCUAGGCAAACUAAGAUCACCGAGAGAACCUGGCUUGGAAGUGGCCAGAAAUACUGUGACUUCGUUGACACGUGCCGUGGGCCUAAGGUUUGGCAAUUGAUGUCAUUGUGAUGACGCAAUGGAUUGCGGCCUUAAGUGGGCGCUCUUCAGUACCAAAACAACACUCGCACUCAUUAUUGAGGCUGCAGAUAAAGCGGCAGCAGCUGCCGAAGCAGAAGCGCCAACGUCAGCAGCAACAGUGGCUUUUACGGCUGCAGCUUCAGAAAAAUCACCAACAACUCCAAAUAGAAUACGAGAAAGACCAAACAUUUCCAGAAUCCGCCAUUGGCCCAUUUUUUAUACCCGAAAAGUAGGCACAUUUGACGCCGCCAAAGGCUACGCCGCAGUUCGUCUCUAUAGCACCGUAGGUGGAGUCACAAGCGACGCUGUGGGGUCACGACGUUACAGCCGCGAAUGUGCCAUCAGAUUCAACACUAGCUUGUUUCGCAGAAGCAGGCGAAUAUAACAUAACCUCCCUGCUGCCAACAGCGACGGCAUCAAGUCGCCCAAAGUAGAAGCAGGUGAAAUAGAAACUAAGGAAAAACAAUAACAGAAAACGGGUACAACGACAAAUGCUGUUUUAGGAGAACAAACGGAAUAAAAACCUAAGAUAAUGAAACAUUUUUGUUGUGCAAUUGUUCGCCUUGAGUAAGAUGGAAUGAUGAAGGUGGUGCCAAUGACAUAACCUCUUAUUUUGGUAGUUCAUUGCUUAUAAAUUUAGUAAAUAAGGAGAUGCUUUUUGUUUUGCUUUUUGGAAUUUGAGAAAGGUUUAUCUAAUCUCUAUAAAUAUUACAGUUUUUGCAUAAAAUGAAAUGAGGGCAUCAUUCAAAAAGGGACCAAUCAAAUUAAGCAAAAUGAUGGCAAGCAAAGAUCUAUUGAUUGCAAAUUAAUUACUCCUUCAUGGUUCUGGAUAGAAACAGUUAUUAACUGUUAUUUUUUAUUUCAACUUUGUGACUGAUUAUUAACUCUUGUGCUUUGUUAAUUGCAGCAAAUAUUUUUAUAAACAAAAAUAUGAUGGAAUACGGCUAAAGAGAAUCCGAUGGAUUAAACGCCGAAAUCAAAAGAAAAGUGAAGAAAAUUCCACAAAAGUAUAAAGAAUAAAAAACAAAUAAAUAUACAUAAAACCAUAAAUAUAAAAAAGUAUAACUAACCGAACUAUUCUUUUAUCUUGCGCGAAUUCAAUUUAAUUUCUGUCUCAAAUUGAUUCGCAACCUUACCGCGUCUCGUCUUGACUUAAAUCAAUCCGACUGUAUCAAUUUGACUCUACUUGAGCGCAAACCACUGAACUUAAAUCAUUAAAUACCACGAACGUUGCUCGCACUUUGUCGACUAGUUCGGUCAUAGUGUUGCUACAGCCAUAGGGACGCCGCAAACCUGGCGUUUACGCAUAAAAUUGAACAAAAUAAAUUCCCCAACGCAGCUGACGUUUAGGUGCGAAUUGUGUCAAUCAGGGCACAAUUGUUCAUUUGUGCAGUGGCCAUGGAGCCUCCUGGCGGGUUACCGCCGGACCGCGACAGACAACUAGUGCUGCGUCCCCAGCAGCAGGAGCAACAACUGGUACCGUUGGUACCGCAAGUCAAGCCGACCCUAGCACUGAAUCUUUACUCCAAGGACCAGGCCGUGUCCUCAACUAUUGCCACAACGCUGACUGCAGAUGCCUCUACAGAGAAUGCCGCUGCCUCAUCUACCACAUCGAUCCGCACCACCAAUGCACUUGUGCUUGCGUCCGCGAGUAACGUUGUUAGUGUAAUCGCUGCAGGCAACAGUAGCACGGCGACGGCUACAAGUACCAGCCCCGCACUGGCGUUUGCAGCCAUAGCGAUAUCGGGUACUACGCAGGCGGCCACCGCGUUCAGUGGAAGCGCGGUGGGUGUGCAGCACACGCCACAUCAUCAACACCCGCCUCAUCAUCAUCCACCCCAUCCUACGCAUCAGAUGCAUCAUCAGCCCCACCAUCAGCCACAGGCGUACGGUGCGCAUAACUCGUCGGCAACCUCGUCCCUGUUUGGCGGUAUCUCGGCCAGCAGCAGCAGCAGCAGCACUUCGGUUGGUGGGCAGCAACAAACCAUCGAGAAGUUGGCGCGACCCAUGGCUUUCGAUAAGAUGGAGGCACUGGUGCGCACUAUGCAGAAUGAUGAAAAACCCGUGCCAGUGCGAGUGCAGAAGACCUUUCUCAGCAAUAUUCCAUCGGCGUUCAUGGGCUAUGAUUUGAUAGAGUGGAUGAUGGACCGCUUGAUGAUUGAGGAGUCCGAGGCAUUGAGCAUCGCCAACCAACUUUGUUUGCAUGGCUAUUUUUUUCCCGUCAAUGACACCAAAACACUAGCCGUGAAGGAUGAUUCCUCGCUGUAUCGCUUUCAGACGCCAUACUACUGGCCAUGGCAGCACAAACCUCCCGACAAUGUGGAGUACGCCAUUUACCUGGCGAAGCGUUCGUUGCGCAAUAAGCAACGUCAUGCCUUGGAAGAGUAUGAGACUGAAGCAUUGGCAUCGCUACAUAAGAGCUUGAAAGGUAAGUGGGAUUUCAUCACUAUGCAAGCCGAGGAGCAGGUACGGUUGGCGAAGGAACGUAAGAAGGGUGAUAAGAUCGUCGUUGACUCACAAGAGCGCGCCUAUUGGCGUGUACACCGUCCACCGCCCGGCCAGUUCACACCUCUGGAGCCAUGCCCCAUACCUUCGCGUGAUCGUCAAGGCUUCAAGCCUAAUAAGAAGAAAACGGUUGAUGAUGUGCAACGCGAGGUGGAAUAUCUACGCAAGUCGUUGAAUCGCACACGCAUGAAGAUGUCACAAGCUUGCGAAUCACUUGUGGCAUAUUCAGAGACGUUUGCCGAGUAUGACUUCUUCUUGCAGCCGGUACUGCCCUCAAAUCCUUGGGUGACCGAAGAUGUCACAUUUUGGCAGCUGAACAAUAGUUUUGUGGAUACACCCACAGAGAAGCGAGUUAAGCGUUGGGCUAUCUCAGUAGAAGAGUUGGUUUCCGAUCCAACAGGCCUGCAGGAGUUCACAAGCUUUUUGGAGAAAGAGUACUCUCACGAAAACAUCCGUUUCUGGAUCGCAGUGAAUCGAUUACGGCGCUCGGCUCACUCUCAGGUGCCGCGUAAAGUUAAAGAAAUUUAUGAAGAGUUUCUGAAACCAGGCGCGCCAUGCGAAAUCAAUAUUGAUGGUAAAACUAUGGAGAGUGUGCUGAAGGGUCUAAAAAAUCCAUCACGUUUCACAUUUGAUUCCGCCUCGGAACAUAUUUACACGCUGCUAUUAAAGAAGGACUGCUACCCACGUUUCAUACGAUCCGAUCACUACAAGCGUCUACUGGAGGCAGGCGUACCCCCAUCACACAAGAAACGCUUCUUUAACUUCGGUGGUGUGGGAGGUGCCAAGAAAAAGAUGACAGCCGCACUCUCCAGUCAACCCAAUCUUGGUGACGGCACAACUGCGAAGAAUAUCGGCGGUGCGAGCGGCUCGAUGAUGACAGCACCACCUCCAGGGAACUUGGCGCGACGACGGGGCAGCGACCGCAGCCUUACCGGCUCCGCUCACGAGCUGGCUGUGAUUGGCGUAAAUAAGGACAUAACCUCAAAAGUGCCACACUCGCACUCACAAAGUAAUUUGAGUGAGAUGCCAUACAGCAGUGAGUCCAUAUAUAGAGGAGAUAUGCCACAACUCCAGGUCACAGAUGUCGCUGUUCAAAAUUCAUCACUCGGAUAUCGCGAGAGCAGCUCACGUUCGCUUCAGGAGACGACCAAGUCGAAGCCUGCUCGCUUGGAGACCACGGUGGAGUCUUCCAGUAGCGCAGUGUGCCCAUGGGAUGUGCCUGAUGAGCCUCCUGACACACAGGCACCCACGCCACACCAAAAGUCUCAAAUUAAAUUGUCCAUAUGUCCCUGGGAGCAGGAAAGCGACCCAGCGCCAAACGCAGCUAAUAUUGCAAAGUCAGCCACACACCGUCUCACCAGCACAUCUUCGGACAACACUGAUGUAACGGAUCGCAUCCAACGCAAUUUGGGUAUAAGACAUCAGAACACCGUAGACAGCGGCGAGGCAAGUAAACGCCUUGUUCCAAACUUCACCGAACAACGCAGAGCUUCAAUGUCCUUCACACAGUCGCGUCUUUCGGAAUAUCAAUUCGGUCAGACAUCUGCUUCAGCGAAAACUUCUUCUAGCCCAUCGCCAACAGUGGGUAGCCAAAGUGUUGUGGACACUACGCUUUCCACACCUCCGCCACCGCUCUUCACUCAAAGUAUUGCGACCAUGGCCGCAGUAACGGCAAUUAAUAGCUCAUCGACGAUUGUGACGAAGGAUCCUCCAUCCUCUUCGGAUGCAGAGAUAGAGGAGGAGCUGAAUAAGCUAACUGUAUCGCAGAGGAACAGUGAAUCUUCAGCAUCCGAAAUGUGUGCGCUGCCACCACCUACUCCGACACCACCGCCCAUUACUAAAGUGACACCCCCUCCUCCGGACGAAAAUAUUUGCUCCUACUAUCAUCCAGUUGAGGUAAUAUCUUGUGAGAGUUCUCAAAGCGAUCAUUUGUGCGGCGCAGAUAGAAGUGGUGGAAGCGGCAAUAGCGAUAAUGGUAGCAUUGUUAUAUCCGAGACAGAUGUAGAGGUAGCUGUGCAAGAAGUACAAAUAGAGCUAAUUGAAAGCUAUGACUUUCAGGAAGGAAAAAGUCCGCAGCUCAGCACACCCUCCAUACAGAUUGAAGAGGACUUAGAAGUUUUGCCAAUUGAGGAUCCAGUUGCAGAGCCGACGCCGGCUGAAGGUGAUGUUAUCGAGGCUGUAGCUCAAAGAACGCCCACAACCAGCCGAGGUAAUUCGCGGCCGGAAACGCCAGAAAUGGAACAGAAGCUGCUACCAGCUGCCACCAUGCCGGACAUUUUGCAUUCGAAGCAACUGCAUGAGUCCACAUCUUCGGGCGCGUUAUUAGUUACCGCUUCAGCGAUACCGCCACCACCGCCACCCAUCGGCCCAAUGGAAGAGGAAGAGCAGCUACGCGUUGAGGAAGAAAUAGCAGCAGCACAAGAGACGCAGGAUGAACUUUCACCGACUACAGACGAGUAUCAAGAGGGUCUACAAUUCGAUACCGAUGACAAGGAAGACUACGAAUAUGACAUCAUCGACACUGACACCCAAGCCGGUUAUAUACCUCCAGCACCGACGCCGGCGCCAUCCAUGGCACCACUUGCCGAAAUGGAUAUUGACACCGUAGACGAUGAGCCAUGCGACGAAAUGUGCUCUAUGCAGGAGGUGGCGGAAAUACCAACAACACCAACGCCAACUGUCAACAUGUACGAAGUGUCGCCGACCAUCAUUGAGAGUGUAAUACCAAUAGUCACUGAAGAGGUGAAAAAGCGACGAAAGAAGCGCAGUGCCGAAGGCAAAAAGAUACUAUCCGUGGAUGAAAAGGAGCAAAAGGCGAGUACAUCGGCCGGUGGAGCUACAGAUGUUGUCAGCGGAGCGAAGUCGGAGACUGACCGCAAUGCGGUGUGCCCCUGGGAGGAUGAAAAUGUUACAACCAGUGACGGCACUUUCGUGAAGACAUACGCCACGCUCGGGUAUUUAUGAAUAAAGCAGAACCUUUUCAAGUCUGUGGUCAACAAAAUACUGAAGAAAAAGAAAAAUCAAAAGAAAUGACAGUUUUGCAAUGCAACCCUAAACACAUACACAGAAACUUACACGUAAUCGUUCAUAGACAGCAAACAUACACACUUCUGCGCUAGAAUGAGCACUGAUGGGAUUGAUCUCUCCUUUGAAGUGCUUUGUUUAUGCAAAACACUGAAUUUGUUAACAUGAUUUAGUUUCCAAUUUACACAGCAGUAGAGUUGCUCUCAGCCUGCCGAAUUAUAGCACAAACAAACACGGGCCACAUUCACUAAGCCGUCACUAAAGAAUAGAAUAAUUAAAUUUAUCUGCUAUUAGCAAUUACUAAUAAGACAUAUAUACAUAUACACCAAUUACCUAUACAUUUACAACUUACACACACAUACACACUUAUACACUAUUCAGGACUAUUCCAGAAGAAGAAGAAGGGCUGGGAAGAUGAUGAUAUGAUGAAUUGAUUGCUUAAAUGUUUAAGAAACUUCAAGAGAAUUGUCUAUUGCUGAAAUAAGAAUUAUUUAAGUAAUUCUCGAAGCCAACCAAGUGCAGAGAAGAGGAAAUGUCAAAAUUAUUAGGAAUUUGCGUUACGUAACUAUUAUUAGUACUUGGAAACUUAGCAAUCGGUGCUUGGUAGAAUGAGAUCAUAUAUUGGAUUUUUCUUUGCUUUUGGCGCGGACUUCAAAAGUGAUGUGCGGUGGUAGAUAGCUACUGAAUGUCACCACAACUAGUUCGUAUAGACAUUUAACAGGCAGAGAUGAUAAAAAUAAUUUAAGAAAAAGUAAUGCAAUAAAGUUCUAAGGAAACGAGGGGGCGAGAUUUAGGUGGAAAAGUUGAGUGCUACAGCCGAACAGCGCACGGAGCCGAAGUGUGAUGAAUUAACUUCAACAAAGAGAAAUUUCCAACCGAAAAACUAUAUUAUUUUGAAAGAAGUAUCAGGAAGAGAGAGAUGCAAAGCGAGUUUAAGAUUUGUCACAUUGGCGCUUUGCUCCAACACUCUCCCACUUUAGGUAAAUGUGAAGGAAAACAGUGCGACAAUAAGCAAAAUAUAAGCGAAACACUACAUACUAACAACUAUGCAAAUUCUAGUUGUAAGCAUAAUAAUUCAUUUUUUAAUUAUAAUUUGACUUAUUUUUAGCGAAUUAAAACAUAUGAACUUAUUUAUGAUCCUUAAAUUAAAUACCAAACGUUUAUUUACUGUAUAAUAUGCAUAUGUUAGGUAACAUAACCUAUAAAAAAAUACUUUUAAGAUAAAUCUCUUUUUUUUUUUUUACAAAUACAACUGUAGUCUUGAAUUACGUUUAUCAUUUCCAUUACUGAGCCAAAAGUUUGCUAUUUAAACGAGAGUAUGAGGUCGGCUGACCACAAAUUUUCAAUCCAUGUAAUUCUCAAUUUCCUGACUAGUACACAAAUAUUUUUGAAAACUUUUGUAAGAACGCACACCUUUUGUAAAAUGAUGCUUUAUGCGCUUAUACCUCGCCUACACAUUUAUAUGCACCCUCCGCAUGCAUGUGUGUGGGUGGGACAGCUCCAGCUGCAAUAUCUCGGCGUUCGUGCACACACAACUUUCGAGCCCCAAAAUGUAUGCAACGAAAGCGAGAUACCAACAAUGCGAGGCAACUACGGCAACACGGUGGAAGGCCACAUAGGAGGCCAGUGCCUUCUUAUGACAGACCGGAGCCAAGGCAAUUAAAACGAUCAUUUUACGAGACGACAACCGCUUGGAAAAUCAACAGCUGUUAGGGUCAUUGAAUAUACUAUUAUUAAUAAAUAUAAUAAAAAUAUUGCAUGAAUAUACUACUACGUUACUUAAAAUGCACUAACUAAGCAAAUGUAUCGUUGUUCGAUUGUUGGGAAAAACUACAUAUACAUAUUGGCAAAUUUGGUGUUGCAUUUAUUCACAAUAUUCACUAAUCAAUCCUUACUAGUUGGCUCUUGCAGCCAUUUACUUAGGUGUCUGACUUAAUGUCAUGAAUGUUACACAAAAUAAUGUAAAAUAAAACGAAAAAAAAUCUAUAAAAAAACAAAAACAAAGUAAAAAAAAUAUAAAAUUUUUGAAAAUUAGAAAAAAAAAUUUUUGGUAUAGCAUUUAACCUACAUACAUAUAUAUUUCCAGUAUAAAAUUUAACCACUUAUAAUGAAGGAGUUACUAACUGAAUGUUGUGUGUUUAACUAAAAAAAAAAUACAGAAAAUAUAUGCUUACAAGCAUUCUUAGAAAUAAGUUUUACUAGUUAACGAUAGAGGCAAGUUUUAAAAAUAUUUGUGUACGAAAGGCGAAAACACUGCGUAGAUACCAAAAACCAUUCAAGAGCUACUCGCAAACUUUCUAACACCAACAAAAAAAAAUAUUUUUUUUCUUGGACAGCUAAUUUAAAGAGACGUAUAAACAUUUUUAAUUAUUAAUUUGUUAAAUUAUGCAAACAAGCUGCCAAAAAUUGUUGCAAGCUUUUCUAAGUUAUUUAGUUUCAUUUUCAUUUAGCUUAAGUUUAUCUGCUUCACGCAUACAAAUACAGUCAGUCACAAGUUUGUAGAUCACUCCACACAACACACUCCGAAACUCACCUCACUCUCUCACGCACACUGAACUUCAGACUCUCAGAACUACUACCGAUUCUCAAUCAAAAAACGAGCUAAAGGAAACAAGUAACAAUUGGUUGUUGGCUAGACAAUUAUCUCCCAUUAAGCUCACUCGAGUAUGUAUUUUAUUUACAAUUACAAUGUACUUAACUAUAUAAAAAGCUAAUUAUAAAAAAAAUCAAAAUUAGAAAAGAGUUGGCUAAAUUUAAAGGCGAUAACUUACUCACACACCUAAAGUGGCAAAAUGCAAAUAUAAAUGAAAAAAAUCCACAACAAAAAAUUAUUUAUAAAAUAAGCAAGUUUUAACUGGAAAAAGAACUUAGAAAAAAUUAACCACAACAAAGUAAAUGUUGAACAUUUCUAAAAAUACAGAAAAUAAAUGAAACCACCGUUCAAAACCACUCACCAAAUGAAGCGAAGCAAGAAACCUAAAGCAAAAACAAAACCAAAAAUAAAAUAUAUAAAUAAUAACUCAAGGGUAAAGUAAGAAAAAAAGGUCGCAUGGAUCCAGCAGAAAGGCAGAAGAGCAGAAAUAGAAUAAAUUAGAAGAAUUAGCUGUAGAAAUAGGGAUGAAUGUAGGAAGUGUGGUUGGUUUAGAUGCUCGUUAAGAACUCAACCCAUUAAAAUGCCAAAUUAUACAUUUACAAAAACAAAACAAAAAUGGAGAUUGUUGAAAAAAGCAGAAAGAGCGAAGAGAGUAGAGCCCGGAGCAAAAAACGAGCGGAAAAUAUGGAUCUAUAUACUUUACUAAAAUAUAAGCUAAAUUAAAUAAUUGAAGGAGUAGGUGAAUAAACAAUACAACUAGAUGCAGAGCACUUAAAAAAAAUAUGAUUUUUGUUGUUCGAAAUUAUUGAAACAGCUGAAGAGUACCAGUACAGUUAGCAUACUGCUACGUGAUAAACAGAAAGUUAUGUGCAAAUGCAUAUAUGCCCGAGUGCUAGGAAGUAAGAUGGAAGGAUAGAAAGAGAGAUAAGGAACUAUUAGUGAAGAAAGCAAAGGAGAGCCAAGCGAAGAAAACUGCUACGGUUAAGUUGCACUACGGUGUGCUUGGUGGCGCUUGGGAACUCGGAGCAAAAUUAAAAAUAUUUAAAUGAAAUAUUUUCGUUAGUGAUAAGCAUAAAGAAUACAACUAAUAUUUAUGAUAGUACUAGUAAUUGUUGUUAUUGCGUAUAAUUAAUAAUUAGCCUUACAAACAUGGUUAUAAACAUAUAUAUUAUUAAAGGUGUGGCAAAGCCCAUGUAGCAUUUAAAGCAGUAAUACACAAAUAAACAAAGUGAAAGUGAAAAAAUUGACAGCAGCGAAUAAUUGAGUACUAACCACCCAACACAAUGCGAAGGAAAUAUAUGCAGCAGGAACAGAGAUUAAAACGAACGUAAAUUGAAAUACAAAUAGAAACAGAAAAUAAAACAAAAACAGAAUACAGCAACUGAAUACAGAAAUGAUAAGCAAAAGAAAUUGAAAGAAGACUCAAAACUCUAAAUCUAAAAGCCAACAAAAUCUCUUUUGAAUUGUAUUGGAAUGUUUUUGCUUACAUGAACACACACUAUUUUAGCUUACCCACAUAUUUACACAAACAAAUAAUACUUUUUAAAUCCUACAACUAAAAACUAUCUAUCUACUUAGUAAGCCAAAUUUAUGAAACAGAAUUACGCAUCAAACUCAAUAGCAGAAGGACACUAAAAGAGAAACUUUGUCUAUUUCCUAAGUCAAAUGCGAAAGCAAAAACCGGACAAAUAAUGUACUCAAUAUUAAAAAAAACCAAAAACCUAAAGUUGAAAAUUGACAAAUAUAAUAGAUACGUAUAACUUCAUAGGUAAAGGCAAAUGCAUACCCACACAAUAUGUACAUAUGUAUAUGUGCUGUGUGUAAAAACAGAAAAUUAGAAAAACUUGCAAAGUAAAUGCUUUGAGUAACAAACCAGCAGUAGCGUAAUUAAAAAUAAUAAUUUAUAUACAUUUAGAUUAGUUGGAUCACCAUGAAACUAGCUCAUAUUUACACGAACAAAACGCACAUAUACAUAUACAUGUACACACACAAACAAUAAUUGAGACAACUUGAAUGGGUCAAA